GAACUUUAUUAUCUUUGCUUUAUAGUGCGGUGUGCUGCAUCUUGCUACAAAGUGUGUAUUACCAGGUGGGAAAAAAUGGGCAAACGCCUAAAAUGGCUCCCAUGCCCUCCCCAUCAUCACCAUCUCCAGCAGCAUCAUCACCUCAGAAGCCCAUCCCCUAGCGUCCGUCCCGGGAACGCACCCUCUAUAUGCGCAUGGGCGGAGAGACAGCGGCUGUGCGCUCUUAUUAUUGUAAGAGUUAUUUCUUUUGACGAAAAUGGCGUCCGGUCAGGGAGGCGUGGGAGCUGUCACCGCUUUACAGAACAAUCACCUCCCCAGCGGACCCCACUGGAGCCCGGGCAUCAGCCAGUACCAACAGCAGCAGCACCACACGGCCCGCAGUCUGGAGCGGGCUCUGGAGGAUGCCGUGUGUUCGGGAAUACUCAACCUGAGUGGCAGAAAGCUGAGGGAGUACCCGGGUACCAACUACGAUCUGACCGACACCACGCAAGCAGAUUUGUCCAAGAACCGUCUCACAGAGAUUCCCCCGGAGCUGUGUCUGUUCGCCCCCCUCGAGUCUCUCAACCUCUACCACAACUGCAUCAAAUGCAUCCCGGAGGCUAUCAUCAAUCUCCAGAUGCUGACCUACCUUGACAUCAGUCGAAAUCUUCUGUCAGUGCUGCCCAAAUACCUCUUCAACCUCCCGCUGAAAGUUUUGCUCGUGAGCAACAACAAGCUGGUCUCCGUCCCUGAGGAGAUCGGCAAGGCGAAAGAGCUGAUGGAGCUGGAUGUGAGCUGCAAUGAGAUCCAGGUCCUGCCCGCUCAGGUGGGGAGGCUGCAAGCCUUACGAGAGCUGAACAUCAGGAAGAAUUGUCUUCACAUGCUGCCUGAGGAGUUGGCCGACCUGCCCCUCAUCAGACUGGACUUCUCCUGCAAUAAGAUCACAGAGAUUCCUCCAGCUUACAGGAAGCUCAGUCAGCUCCAGACCAUCGUUCUAGACAACAACCCUAUGCAGUCUCCACCAGCACAGAUUUGCCUAAAGGGAAAAGUUCACAUAUUCAAGUAUCUAAACAUCCAAGCCUGCAGGAUGGAAAAGAAGCCAGACACUCUGGACCUCCCAAGUCUUGGAAAGCGUUGUCUCCCACAGCCCUCUCUGACAGACAGCAUGGAAGAUUUUUAUCCCAAUAAAAAUCCCGGCCCGGACUCUGGAAUCGGCAGUGACAAUGGCGACAAGAGGCUCUCUACCACAGAGCCUUCAGACGAUGACACUGUCAGCCUCCACUCACAGGUUUCAGAGACAGCUCGCGCUGAUGCCUUAUCCCUUCUCUCCAAAAUGGACUCUUGCAAAGAUCAGGAUCUCUAUGACUUUAUAGAGCCCAACCCCGAUGAGGAUCCUGCUCUGUCAGAGUGCGACGGGCAGCAGAGCAGCCAUGUGGCUUGUAUAAAGGAGCUGGAAAAAGUUCUUAACAUGUCUCAGCAUUAUAAAGAUAAAGACAACUGGAAGGAAGAGUCAGGAUCUGAUAAGGAGCAUUUAGCUGACGAAGAUGAUGAUGAGCUGAAAGAAGUGGUCGAUCUGAGGAAGAUUGCGGUGCAGCUUUUGCAGCAGGAGCAGCAGAACAGACGGCGCUCCUUGAUUUGCAGAGCAGAGAGUCUUAUUCAUAGGCGGAGGGUGACGGGCCGUGCACACAGAUUCUUGAGUCACUCUGGAAGCUCCAGCAGCAAACCCAAACUCCCACCCCAGACAGCUCGCAGUGCCUCUCUGGAUGAAGGAAGUAGUGGAGCAUCUGUGCUGGGUGGGCAGCCAUCCACAUCCUCCUCCUUCGAUGGCAGCUUGAAGACAAGUCAGUCGGAUUCAGAGCCGAGGUGGCCUGAAGUUCCACCUGUCUUCAAUCAGAAUGAAGAACGAAGGCGGAACAAGUAUCUGAGAAAAGAUUAUCUGAAGUACAAGUGUCAAAGUUCUCGUAAAAACUCUGACGGGAAUGAUGAAAGCGAGGACGGUUUGCGCAAUUCUGAUUUCAGCGCCACGCUGUCAGUGUUUGGGCUGAAGCCAAGGUCAGCUUUCACCAGAGGAAACCGUCAGGAGUACAGCUCAACAGACCCCAGUUUCACCAUAAGGAGGAAGAUGGAGCACCUGAGGGAAGAAAUUGAGCAGAUAGGCCUCUUACGACAGAACAUUGAGUCCAGACUGAAGGUGUUGCUUCCAGAUGAUGUUGGAGCUGCUUUGAUGGAUGGAGUGGUUCUCUGCCAUUUGGCCAACCACAUUUCUCCUCGCUCUGUGUGCAGCAUUCACGUACCGUCACCUGCUGUGCCGAAGUUAAGCAUGGCAAAAUGUAGACGGAACGUCGAGAACUUCUUGGAUGCUUGCAAGAAGCUUGGUGUCCCUCAGGACAAGCUGUGUCUGCCGCAUCACAUCCUAGAGGAGCGCGGUCUGUUGAAGGUGGGCGUGACUGUUCAGGCUCUGCUGGAUCUGCCGACGUCAAAGUCUCCACAUCUGUCCACUGUUUGACACAAGCCUUAAUGAAUGCUGCAGCCGACCUGCCGUUUUUCCCAGCUCAGACUUGCAUCGCAUUUCCAGGGACCAGAGAACCCCAUAGAGGGCGAGGACCCAAUGAGAGUCUACUUCUGCCUGACCGAAAAAGGAGAAAGGAAAAUGUCUCCUUUCAUGACGUCAGCAUGAAUCCAGUUUGUGAUCAUCAUAUUUUUCUAUUCGUAUUGGGGAUCGUACAGCUCACUUGGAACUUCUCAUGUGUGUUUGCUGAGCCGUAAAGACGUAAUUCUCCAGAAGGUGACAGGAAGUGCUUUACAUGAGGGGUUAUUCUUUAAAUGCAGCACUGACAGCAUGCUUGUGCUAGUAUUGCACACGAUGGAGGUAAAAUGAUGACAGACAACUCAAUUUUUCAUUGAAGUAGUCUUUUCUGUCCUGCAGCUACGUUCUGCUCUGUUAUUAAUUUAUUUUUUUUGCACAGAUCAGAAAAAGUUUGGGAAGUUAAAAAAAAAAAAACCCUCCAGGGUGACUUUAAUAAACAAUACUUCAUGUUUUGUCAAAAUUGUCAAACAAUACAUGUAAAACAGAGUUUAUUAUCUAGCAGAUUACAAGCAAGGACAUGUCAGUCAUUCAGCCAAAACUGGAUUUGACAAGGAUGUCGAUCUGCCAGCUCUUGUUCAAAUCUAACGCUUGUCAAGAGUUUGGGUCUUGGAGCAAUUCAAUCCUCGGUCUUGGGGACGGAGCGCUGAUCAGUCAGUCACUCUUGCUCUCCAUGCUUCUGCAACGGCAUUCAAUUUUUUUUUAUUUAAAAACCACAACCUCAAUGGAGCCAAAAAAGCAGCAUCAGAGAUAGGAUUUUUAGACUGCAAAAGCAAGACCUCCCUGCUGCUUCACUGCAACAUUGACAUUCACUUCACAUAUCCUUUUUGAUAUGAUCCAUAAGAAUAUGACUUAGAGAAAUCUAAGCCAUAUUAAGUAGUACUUGUAUUAUAACAACAAAAACCUGAAGGCUGAUUGAACCAAUGACACUGAACAUGUAAUAUAAGCUGGUUCUUGCGAGAUCUGGUUGUCGUGGUGCGGUGUAGAUGUCCUCUAAGUGAGCUGUGAUGCCAACCAGCUGGGCUUAGGUGGAAAACAAAAGUAAGAUUCUGAAGGACGCUCACAAAUAGUUAACUAAAUUUAUUUGUUCAGUGUGCAAGAUUUGGGGCAAAUUGACAAAAUGUAAAAUCUGAAACACAUCCCUGCAUCUCAUCCACUUCACACUUACUUUACCCUUGUGUGUUGUGGUCACUACAACCUGUUGGUUGAAGCGUGCUUGUAGAAAAAAAUGUGUAUUAUUUACAUUUUUGAUCUACAGGCUCAACUGAGCGUUGUACAACCAUGACACUGUGUGCAGUUGUGCUUUGUAUAUGUUUGCCUAUUUCUUUCACCUGCAGAGAGCCUGUAUCCACAUGUAAGCGCAGUUGUGACUAAAGCUGAUAACAGUUUAUUCUACCAAACUCAACACCAGUCAUAAAAAGAAUAAGUGGGUGGUGCAAAGUAAAGGAGGAAUUUGUUUAUUUCACAAUUCUCUGAGCUUUUUUAAAAAAAAAAUUACAUGAAGACACUACUAAGAAAAAAGUUGCACUUACAAAGUAGCAAAAAACGACAAUGACUUUUUGACCAGCUUUUUCAACAAUAUUGGAUGCAUCAUAAUUAACAGAAUAAUUUUAAAAUGGCAAAAAAAGUAUAUAUAUAUCUCAAUUUAAUUUUAUCUGCAGUAAAACUAAUUAAAAGUGAGAAUCAGUCCCUUUUUAAUUUGGAGUCUUCCAAACUUUUUCUGAUCUGUUUUUGUUUUUUAAUGAAGUUCUCCUUGCCUUUGAUUUUGAAGGUCAAGGCUGCUGCAUAAGAGUCACACAUUCAUUGUCAUUGUCUCUGUUUUUAAAUUUUUUUUUAAUGGGGAACACAUGCUGGCGUUAACUUUGGUGCUUUUCAGCAAACUCUCAAUGCUGAAUUUCUGAUGUGUUUUUUAGUAACUUUCAGCUGCUGCUCCAACCAUGUACUGCUCCGUCACUAACCCGCUCACAGCGGGAACGUGAUUUUUGACCACUGUGAUAACCUCAGUUGGAACAUGUAGUUGGAGAUUUAUGACAUAAGAGAAAUAGUUGCUGCAACUAUGAGUGCAGACUCUCAUGAUGCAUCCAGACUGUAAUCAUGUCAGGGAAUAGUUUGUUUUUAUGUAUUUAUUUAUUUACUGAUCCCAUGUGUUGCAUUUUAAGUCUUGAUCCUUGUUCAGGUGCAGUAAAACAGUAAAAAUUCUUUCUCUGGUUUCUUCUACUGUAUUGCCAAGUCGUUAAAAACUAGGAGCAGCUGUACUGUUCUGGAGUCUCAAUGCUCUGUGUGCAGAACCAAGACAGAACAAACCUCCAAUAGAUCAACUGCACUCUAACCAGGAAAACAUCUCCCAACACCAAACAUGGAAAACAGCAAUUUUAACAUUCAAGCAUUAAUCAGUGGAACCAUCCAGGCUUCACGCAUUUCUAUUUGUAUUUGACACGAAAAAUUAUAAUUUGUUUGUUCUGGUAGAGAACACUCCUUAAGAGUUUAGGAAUCAGAUUUUUGCACAAUAGUUUUCCGGCCUUGUGCAGACCUGUUGAGAUCAAAGUAUUCCCGGGAAUGAACAUAGAAAGUGUAAGAGCCCUUCACAACAGGAAUAACAGACAGAUUUAUUACAGUGUGAAUUGAGUGAUUUAUUGGAUUUGAACAACUUUGAGGUUUGCUCUAGAUAAAGCAAUCAAGUUAAACUAUGCAUUAGUUGUAUAAUUGAGGAUGGCGGCAAUGCUGAUCAAAAUACUUCUCUGUUGAGUGAUUUAUUUUAUGAGAUUAAAAAUAUAUGCCAUGCAUUUCAUUAGCCUAAUUCAGGGAUGAAAACGCAAGAAUCAAAUUUGAAGUGAGUUUUGGUUUAGGUUCGAAUGAAGCAAUUAGAGGAGAAGUUAUAAAUAAUUGGUGGUAUCAGGACUUGGCACCAUUUCAACAUUAAAAGUCAGUCCAAAUGUUAUGCAGAAUUGAAAACGUUCAAAAACGUGCCUUGAAAAGUUCUUUUUUUGUUGAGUUCAAUAAAGUUUCCUGUUUUUUUCAUGUAAUCCUUGCAUGAUUGUUAUAUGAAGAUCUUCCCUUCUUGUUACAAAUGUUUUACCAAGAGACUUCACUGCAGCUGAGGUGCAGCAGGGGACAAAUUCAAUGAAAUGCAGAGAUUCUGUUUUGUUCAAAUUAAGUACACCUUCCCAGUCACGUUUUGUUUGUCAGUUCUGCUGUCGUGCAUCUGUUUAUUUUCCAUUUCAGGGUUUGAGAUUAAGGAGAAGAGGUUGUUCUCAAAAGCUACAUCUGGAACUGAAGUAAAAAACACCAACUGCAUGAUGGGACGGGAACAAUGAGCGCUUUAUGUCUGUGUAUAUCAUCUUUUCAAGGUCUAUCAGGACAGUUUUGCAAUUUUUGUUUUUGUUGCAGCUCCGCUUCUCAAAAGCUUUAUUGCAAAGUGCUCCAGUCACGAGAGCACAUACUAUUCCCAAACGGACUGUACUUCCCAGAGAAGAGACACAAACUUUCCAGUUUGUACCUUCACGAUCAAAUAUGCAGAAAGAACAUAGUCUCAGGUCUCAGUUUAGCUUGUGAGGAAAAUUCCUUUUUUUUUUUUUUUUUUUACUCAACUGGUCAGAUUGUCCUCUGCAGUUCAUUUGUUCACCAAGAAAGCAGGAGUAUAAACAACAUGGAUGACUUAUGAUGUAGACUGGAAUAAAGUUUAUUUGUAGGCAGCAGCUGGCGCCGACUUGAAACAAAAAAGAUGCAGAUGGAAAUGUAGAUUUGCAGAUGGAGCCUAGCAAACCUACCUCAAGCCUCCUGUGUUAUACUUUGGAGGCUUUACUUGAACUUUUAUUCUUGGGAUUACCUGGUGGGUUCAGCUUCUCAUCAUUCGGCUUUACCAAAAACCAUGAUGUUGCCUCUUGUUUUUUUAAUGGUUUCUGUGACAUUUGUUUAACUCCGUCUGUGCUUAUCACGCCAUGACAAAGACACACUGGAGUCAUCGAGUGAUGUCCCAUCUUGAUGCUCCCAAAAUUAAACAAAAUAUUUAUUUCUGCCUGCAGGUAAACCAAAAAAAAAAGAAAAAAACAUGAAGCAAAUUAGGAUUGCAAAUGUCGGAACAACUUUGAACAUGGACCUGGCAAUUUUUGUGGCUUUUUCUUAAACGCUGGACUGUUUGGCAUUACCAGAUAAGGCUGAUUCCGCAAGAGUGGAAUGUAGCUCCAGAAUUUCUGCUGAAGAAAGAACAAACAUGAACAAGUGACUUGUAUCAAAGGAGAAAUCAUUAAUCACUUUUAGCAGAUGACGCCAACAGGACAUUUUCAUACAACUGCAGUGCUUUCAUCCCUGCUCAAAAGACAAAUGCUUCUAAUGACAGCUGUGACUUAUGCAACUUAUGGCCUGCAGGUUGAACAGUGACAGCAAAGAAGUGUUUGUGUAUUACUUAAGUGUAUUUAGGGUGUGUCAUUUCUGCUUAGCUGUUUCAAAAGAAAAUCUGUCCAGUUUCAUUCUUUAGAACAUCAAUGUAUGUCUGCAUACAUGCCGAAGAGGAUCAGGCAAUGGAAUACCAGUUGAUUUGCCAAAACAUCUGUCCUGUGUAUGUUGAUAUGUGCUGAGGGAAUGUAUACACUGAUUUCUAACAUGAAGUCAAUUAAUCUUUCUCAGGCACAUUGUUUUUAUCUCACCCUUUUAGUCCAAUAUCAGCAUGAGGAUAAAAAUAAAAACAGUUUUAGUUUGCAAAGAACCAUGCAUUUCUCUGAAAAACACAUCAAAAGGGCUCCAUGUGAAGGAAUUACUGCAAAUCCUCACAUCUGCUGCCAAGAGUAAGUUUUCAACACUUCCAAAGAUAAAGCUUUCUUUAUUUGGGAAAAUAGAACUAAUUCAUCUUUGCUGGACUCAUUUGUUGAAGCAUAUUUUUGCUGAUUCUUGACUUGAAGUUGCCAGGUCUGAAUUUCCCACUCAAAACCCAAUUAUUUCACUUAUUGGAAAUUUAGAAAGGCUGCAAAAUAUGCUAAGGAGAAGGAUAUUUCAGUGUGUUAACAUGCAUCUCUUACGUUUUAUGAAGCGGUCUUGUUUUGACGAACAGAUGUUCUUUGCAAAGAACAUUUUGGGAGCUCCAGGGCAAGUUUGCCUGGCUGUGUAGAAGCACCCUUUAAAAAGUACUCAGCAAAAUCUGCUGCUGUUUUAAAAAAAAAACAAAAUAAAACAUUAAUUUUUACUGUGUACAUUCUCCUGCUGGGCUACAAAUCUGCGGUUGGUUGUGCUUUUUAAUGAGUCAGUUACUCAUCCUCUCAUGCAGUGACUCACGUAUUGGUAAAACACUGCCGAAACAAUUGAAUGUAAAAAAAAAAAACCUUUUCAGGCUAGUUCGGUGCAUGCAUGACAGCAGAAUUUCUGUAAAUAAAAUCUGUACAAAAUCUAAGGUUUCCUAAACAAACAACUGUCAAUAGAAAAUAAAGUACAACUGUUUCCACCUCA
Oryzias melastigma (Indian medaka) is the source of this 7999-nucleotide messenger RNA. RefSeq names its product leucine-rich repeats and calponin homology (CH) domain containing 2 (gene lrch2). Gene Ontology annotation, molecular function: protein binding. Bases 257 to 2485 code for a protein of 742 amino acids. The record is from RefSeq and is a predicted model, not a curated record. The transcript is spliced from 21 exons. Lineage: Eukaryota; Metazoa; Chordata; Actinopteri; Beloniformes; Adrianichthyidae.